Messenger RNA from Fusarium keratoplasticum, 2154 nucleotides. RefSeq names its product Zn(2)-C6 fungal-type domain-containing protein. Gene Ontology annotation, biological process: positive regulation of transcription from RNA polymerase II promoter by galactose; DNA-templated transcription. NCBI's taxonomy places the organism in Eukaryota, Fungi, Ascomycota, Sordariomycetes, Hypocreales, Nectriaceae. The transcript has a single exon. Gene Ontology annotation, molecular function: DNA-binding transcription factor activity, RNA polymerase II-specific; zinc ion binding; RNA polymerase II cis-regulatory region sequence-specific DNA binding. Gene Ontology annotation, cellular component: nucleus. Bases 1 to 2154 code for a protein of 717 amino acids. The record is from RefSeq and is a predicted model, not a curated record.
AUGCCUACCAGGAGGGUCCGGGACUGCGACCGAAGGCGAUGCGCCGAGGCCUGCGAUAACUGCAAGCGCCGCAAGCAGAGAUGUGACGGUCGGAGGCCUUGUGCCCGCUGUAUCAAGCGUGGCCUGAAGCUCGAUUGCCAGGAGUCAACGACCACCUCUGGUGGGAGACGCAUCGUCGCGUCUUCUUUGCCCAGCCCUGAUCCAGAUCGGAUAAGCAACACGACGGGACAUGCUACCCCAGAAACAUCGGGACCGAUAUCUGCCAGCGGAGCAUCGGCCCUGGCGUCAAUAGAUGAGACCUACGCUGGCGAUGGACAGACGUUGCAGCUCCUCUCAAACACACAACCAGAGCGAUUGCCUCGGAUGUCACGGCUCAUCCAAGACACGAGAGGAGAGUACAUGUUCAUCGGGGACUCAGCAACACUAUCAUUUCUUCAAAAUAUUCGGCGCAUUGUGCGACGCAGCAUAGGGGAUUGCUCCCUCGUUGACGACCCUUUGCGACAUGGCAUUGUGGAGGCGUCGCCUGAGACACGGCGAGGAUGGAUCUUAUCGAGUGCCCAAAACCCGCCUCCGAGGCAGACUGCUCCCGAGGUGGACUAUCUUCAGAGAUGGUACAUGCAGUCUGCCAAUUGUGUGCUGCUAUUGUUCGACCAGAAGGAACUGGAGAGUGGCAUCCACAAAUGGUUGGAGGAUGGCCAGGACAUGGCAGACCCUGCGAGUUCCGUGUACUACCUUGUCUUUGCCAUUGGAGCGCAAACUGGACCUGAAGACAAGGACGAUCUUGCCGAGAUCUUCUUCAACUAUGGCCGCUACUUGACGGUUGAAACUUUGAUGGAGGAUCCUGGCAUCACAACAAUCCAAGCCUUCGCUCUGAUCGCCAUGUAUCUGCUCGGUGCUUCACGUCGCAACGCUGCCUUCAUGUAUCUCGGCAUGGGCGUGCGAGCUGCCUAUGCGAUUGGCUUGCACCGACAUGACAUUUCCUCCCUCUUCUCACCAGCCGAGUGCCGCACUAGGGAACGUCUCUGGAAAGCGAUACGGAUUCUCGACCUGUUCAUGAGCGCAUCGCUUGGUCGCCCACCGUCAACAUCAGAACUUCGAGACACUGCGAAUCCCCAGGACUACUCCGCCUGUAACGACCUCUCGAUGAUCUUCGAGUCCAUCCUCACAGACGUUUAUGCAAAGCGCAUGAUUUCUCCCGAGGUCUUGGAGCGGAUCAGCAAGCAUCUGCGCCGCUGGACGGUUCAGUGUGCCGAUGGUCUUGCGCGCGAUGGCAUUGAAGAGGAUGAGUUUAUCGAUGACCAAGCUGGAGGCAAGCAGCCUAACAUUGGUCUCAUUCAUCUCAAGCAGACGGGUUACUGGACCGUCAUGUUGCUAUCACUCCCGUUUCUUCACAAGGCAGUGUCUCAGCAUGUCGAGGCCAAUGAAUCAUCACUCCGUGGAGAAGAGAGGCAGCCAUCAUCAUCAUCUUCCAACGAGGUUUUGGUGCAUUCUUGUCUCGAAUCGGCUGUUCGAACUGUUGAUAUUCUUCAUGUCUUUGUUAAGACCGACACGAUUCCCAAACGCUUGCCAUUCGUUGGAAACUCGGCCUUUGUUUCUGGGCUUGUCCUAGGUGCAGCCAUCUUUGGCGACUUUGACAACUCAUUCCCUCUUCAGAAAAGCCUUACUGCUACGAGGGGCGUCCUUGAGCGUUUCAGCCGGUACGAUGCUGUAGCAAAGCGUCAUUUGAUGAUUCUGGAUCAUCUACAGAGUGCCUGCGACAUCUACAUGGAGAACCGAGCGCGGUUGAGGAUGGAACGGCAAGGGCAUCUUGUGAAUGGUCUUUUUGGGAGCAUACAUUCCAUCGGAAGAUCUCCAUUUCACAAUUCGUCCCAGUUGGAUCCCGUUACAAGGCUCUCGCCGGCUGGGCCAUCUCAAGGUAUCCAGGGACAAAUACCGGCACCCGAAUCAGCCAUGAACCAUGAGAUGGUUACAGACGCGACCGGGCAGCUGAUCAACCAGGGCGAAGGACAAGAGCAGUCAGAGAUCACGGUUGCAAACGCUACUGAUCAGAUCCUCGGCAUCUCCCCCAACAUGCUCUGGUUCGACUCGUUCGAUACUACCAUGUCUCUCUUCCCCAUCGUUGACACACACGUUAUGGGCAACGAUUUGACAUGA